CCGCGGCCCCCUCGCUCGUCAAUGCGGGCCGUGUGGCGUCGGGGGUAGGUGACACAUAGGACACGCCUCUCUUCGUCUCCGAGCCCAUCUCCACUCCGCCUCUGGGCGUCACACUCUGCCGGAGAGUCCCGCCUCUGUCCCCCAACCGCACCCCACAGUCCUGGUUGCUCACGAUCCGCCUCCUACGGAAGCCGAAGCGCACAGUCAGAAUCCGGAAGAAAAACAACCUGGAGGGAACAGUGCCGCUGUUACCGGCGACCUAGGGCUGCUCCGGCCCGCACUGGCUGGAGCGCGGAGACAAGAGCCUACGGGGUCACCGCUUGGGAAUGAUGUCGGCUGCGUGUCCACGGAGGCCGAACGCUCCGAAAUGCUGUGUACUCAGUAUACAUGUUCUGACAUGGAAUGUGGCCUCAGCAGCUCCCACUGUGGACCUCAGUGACCUACUUCAGCUGAACAACCAAGACCUGAAUCUGGACAUGUAUAUCAUUGGUUUGCAGGAAAUGAAUUCUGGACUCAUAAGCCUUCUUUCUGACGCUGCUUUUGAAGACCCAUGGAGCAGUUUCUUCAUGGAUGUGCUUUCCCGCCUGAACUUUGUCAAGAUCUCCCAAGUCCGCAUGCAGGGGCUUCUUCUACUGGUCUUUGCCAAGUAUCAGCAUUUGCCCUACAUCCAGAUCAUCUCUACAAGAUCCACCCCUACUGGCCUCUACGGGUACUGGGGGAACAAAGGGGGAGUCAACAUCUGCCUGAAGCUAUAUGGCUACUAUGUCAGCAUCGUCAACUGCCACCUGCCUCCCCAUAUGUCUAACAAUGAUCAGCGGCUGGAACACUUCGACCGAAUCUUGGAGAGUCAGACUUUUGAGGGAAACAAUAUCCCUAACAUCCUGGACCAUGACCUCAUUCUGUGGUUUGGAGACAUGAACUUUCGCAUUGAGGACUUUGGGUUGCUCUUUGUUCAGGAGUGUGUAGCAAAGCAGUACUACCACGAGCUGUGGAAGAAGGACCAGCUCUACAUUGCCAAGAGACAUGACCCGCUGCUCCGGGAGUUCCAGGAAGGUGCCCUGCUCUUCCCACCCACCUACAAGUUUGACAGGCACUCCAACAACUAUGACACAAGUGAGAAAAAACGCAAGCCUGCAUGGACUGACCGUAUCCUGUGGAGGCUGAAGCGGCAACCCCAGGCCAGCCCCUUGGCCUCCAGCCUGCCAACCUCCUACUUCUCGCUGACGCUAAAGAGCUACAUCAGCCACAUGUCAUACAGCAUCAGUGACCAUAAGCCUGUCACUGGGACCUUCGAACUGGAGCUGAACCCCCUGAUGUCUGUCCCACUGGUCACCAUGAUGCCUGAAUACCUGUGGACCAUGGAGAACGACAUGUUGAUUAGCUACACCUCCACCCCAGAGUUCCUCAGCAGCCCCUGGGACUGGAUCGGACUGUACAAGGUAGGGAUGCGCCACAUUAACGACUAUGUGUCCUAUGUCUGGGUUGGCGACAACCAAGUCUCCUUUAGCAACAACCCAAACCAGGUAUAUAUCAGCAUCAGUGAUGUCCCUGAAACUGAGGAUCAGUUUCUUCUCUGUUAUUAUAGCAACAAUCUGCACUCUGUAGUAGGGAUAAGUCAGCCUUUCAAGAUCCCGCUUCGCUACUUUUUGAGGGAUGACGCACUGUAUGAGCCUGGGCCACAGAUCUGAGUCCAGAUGGGAGUGAAUGAAUCUGGGGCGGAGGCUAGAGCUGGAAGCCAGCUCUGCCUCAGCACUGCCAGGAGCGCUGGGUCUGGCCCAGCCCCUGAGGAGACAACUGAGUAUCCUCUAGCUCCCUACCUCCGGGGAGCUCAGCCAGACUCCUCUGCUCUCCCCAGGCCAUUUAAUACAGGUUCUUGUUACUGAGAUGUGACUGAAACAAAGUAGUGUGUCAAUGGUGAAGACUUGGGGCAGUCCACUGUAUACGGAAAAGGCCACUAGCUUGCAUACCAUCUCUUUACUCUUCCUUUCCCCGACACAGAAACACGCUCUCUCACACCCAAGUAAUUGUGCCAGGCACAUGCCCCAUUUGGCACAGGCCUACAUUCCUAUCACGCCAUCCUGGGCUUUGGGCCUGGUGGGGGGGGGGCGUUCACAUUUGUACAGGCCCCAUAAAUUAGGUGGCACUGGGUUCCAAAAGUCUUGGCAUCUCAUAGUUGUCCCCAUGGGGAUGAACGGAGGCUAAGAUUCCUGUCUGCAGCUGAGGCACUAAGUAGAUGGUAUAUCUGCCUCUACCGUGUAAUGCAGAGUCUGAGCAGGAAGUUCUUGGGCCUAAGCACAGCGGAUUGUAUAGAUCCAGGUUAGCUUCUGCAGGUGAGUAAGGCCCCAUAUCCCCACCCUGGCCUUUACAAAGGGUUGACAGGUGUUGGGUGGUCCUUUAGAUCAAGCUCGUCUGCUGCCAUUCCUAUCAUGAGUCAUUGACAAAACAUUGCUCCUCUCUCUGGGCCCUUCUGGGACCUAGAUGGGAAGCAGCAGAGUAGCUGGGCUCAAGACAUUUUGAAGGACCUAGCAGGAAUAGGCCUCAACAUUCUGCAGGUGCCAUGCAGAUAUAGCCUGACCAUAUUCCUGCUGAUUGCCGACUGCCAGUAGUGAUUCAGUACCCUUUCUCCCAAGAGAAGACACCUCAGGAGUCUUGCCCUGUAAUUCACACAUCUGUCUUGUGACUUGAGCCUGAGAGUCACUCCAGUUACUCUAGGUUCUGUAUUCUAUUCUGGGAGCCACCAUGUUAAGAAUCACCCCCCCCCCAGGCUUCUAAUGAGCCACGGCUGUCUGUUCUGUGUGAGUUGUUACAUUGAGGGAUAAUUAUAAAUGUGGCUUUUA
This is a messenger RNA of Microtus ochrogaster (prairie vole), 2837 nucleotides long. RefSeq names its product inositol polyphosphate-5-phosphatase K (gene Inpp5k). Gene Ontology annotation, molecular function: phosphatidylinositol-4,5-bisphosphate 5-phosphatase activity; inositol bisphosphate phosphatase activity; phosphatidylinositol-3,4,5-trisphosphate 5-phosphatase activity. Gene Ontology annotation, biological process: negative regulation of phosphatidylinositol 3-kinase/protein kinase B signal transduction; negative regulation of peptidyl-serine phosphorylation; phosphatidylinositol dephosphorylation. Gene Ontology annotation, cellular component: ruffle; plasma membrane; endoplasmic reticulum. The record is from RefSeq and is a predicted model, not a curated record. Lineage: Eukaryota; Metazoa; Chordata; Mammalia; Rodentia; Cricetidae.